Molecule: messenger RNA, 1963 nt
Organism: Fragaria vesca subsp. vesca
Lineage: Eukaryota; Viridiplantae; Streptophyta; Magnoliopsida; Rosales; Rosaceae
Product: ABC1 family protein YPL109C, mitochondrial-like
Exons: 4
Coding region: 321-1886 (521 amino acids)
Source: RefSeq, a predicted model, not a curated record
UUAUGGUAUCGUGAAGAGAUUUGGUGAUAUGCAGAUUUUUGGCAUAUGGAAAUGUAAGGAGGGUUGCACAGGAAGUUACAAGUAACAGGGCAGAUAACACAGUUGAAGCUCCUUACAGGCUUUGCCGGUUAUUUUUGAGACAUAAACAUACUUUAAGAGGGCAAUCCCCGUUUCUGCUACAUAGAGCAAAAGAUAAGAUUUUGAAUGGUGGUGGUUAUAGGAAUUUAUAUAGCAUAUCCGCAGGGAGUACAGCUUCUCAGCAUGCCCAAAUUGCCUGGAGAAAGCUUUCUCAUUUAUAUUUCUAUCGGGAAACAGCCUUCAUGCCAAUAGGUCGAAUUGCCCGUGCUUUCAGCUUGGCUUUGACCCGCUCAAAUUUAGUGGCUCCUGGUAUUUUUUCCUUUCUAGUUGGAGAGUUUGUUUGGGGGCAGCGUACAGGUGUAGAAGCAGAAGGCCUCCCAACAAAGGAGUCUUUAUAUAUUCAUGCCCAAGAUGGACAUAUCUAUUUGGCCUUAUUUUUGGUUUCACUUCUGGAGUGUGUUAUCUUGUUUGUCAGAGCAAUUUAUCUAGCAGUUUUGUUCUCACCGUGUAUAGCCAUGACACUUUUUAAGGAUGUCUUUGGCACCCAGUUUAGGAAAAAAUGGCUUCAUGUUGUUCGUCAAACACUGGAAAAAGCAGGCCCAGCAUUUAUAAAAUGGGGUCAAUGGGCUGCUGCAAGGCCAGAUAUCUUCCCAAGAGAUUUGUGUGCUGAACUUGAGAAACUCCAUAGUAAAGCUCCAGCACAUAGUUUUGACUUUACCAAAUGUAGUAUUGAAAAGGCAUUUGGUCGCAAGCUGCCUGAAAUAUUUGAAAAAUUUGAUGAGGAACCUGUGGCGUCAGGAAGUGUUGCUCAAGUUCAUCAAGCUAUACUCAAGUAUGGAUACCCAGGUCAGAAGAUCAAGCCCAUUUUAGUUGCUGUUAAGGUUAGACAUCCAGGUGUUGGUGAUGCAAUUAGGAGGGAUUUUAUGAUAAUCAAUUGUGUAGCCAAAAUUUCAAGGUUCAUCCCUUCUUUGAAAUUGUGGAGAUUGGAUGAAAGCCUACAGCAAUUUGCCGUUUAUAUGAUGUCACAAGUUGAUCUGUCAAGGGAAGCCGCACAUCUCAGUCGUUUUAGCUAUAAUUUUCGAAAUUCAAAAGAUGUCUCAUUUCCAAGACCUCUAUACCCCCUGGUGCACCCAUCUGUUUUAGUUGAAACGUACGAGCACGGUGAAAGUGUUCAGCACUACGUCGAUGAACUUGAAGGCAAUGAACCAAUAAGAAAUGCCCUUGCUCACAUCGGAACCAAUGCACUACUGAAGAUGCUUCUGGUAGAUAAUUUUAUUCAUGCUGACAUGCAUCCUGGAAAUAUUCUUGUCAGAGUAACUCGUAGCAAGGUACCAAGUAAACAGCUCUUUAGAUUGCGGCCUCAUGUUGUUUUCCUUGAUGUGGGCAUGACUGCUGAACUUUCUAAGAGGGAUCAACUGAAUUUAGUGGAGUUUUUUAAGGCUGUGGCCCUUCAUGAUGGUCGAAGUGUUGCAGAGUGCACACUUAGAUUAUCUGGACAGCAAAACUGCCCAAAUCCAAGUGCUUUUAUUGAGGAAGUGGAUAAAUCUUUCGAAUUAUGGGACUCCCCAGAAGGUGAAAUCAUGCAUCCAGGAGACUGCAUCCAGCAAUUGCUUGAGCAAGUUAGGCGGCACAAAGUCAGAAUAGAUGGCAAUGUUUGCACAGUGAUUGUAACCACUUUGGUUCUUGAGGGGUGGCAGCGGAAACUUGAUCCAGGAUAUGACAUGAUGCACACAUUACAGACCUUGCUUUUUAAGGCGGACUGGGCAGAGUCUUUUUCUUACACCAUUGAAGGACUCAUUGCCCCUUAAAAUGUACCAUCAUAUCAUCUUUAUUUCUUAGUUCUUUUUUUCCCUUACAAAAACACACACGAGAUUCAUCAGAUAAC